AGACAUAAUAUUUUAACUACAAAUCGCUGAACAAAAAAUUAAAAUAUAAAUUUGAUAACGUGAUAAUAUUUAAAAAAAACCUUAAUUAAUUGAAAUAUAUUAUUUAAUUAUUUUAAUAUUAACAAAAAUAAUGAGGUUAUUUUAUAAAAUGAAAAUAUUUAAUGCAUUACUGAUAUUGAUUUCAAUAUCUAUUUGGGAAACUAAAACGCAAACAACAACGAAAUCAUAUACAGAUUUAUUAAAAAGUGUUUUAAGUGGUGCCAUAAAUGCUAAUAGUUCAAUGGUACAAAAUUUACCCACAAUAGUUAAUUUAAAAGAUAUAGUAGGUCAAUCAAAUGAAACAAAAACAAAUUAUGCCUCAUGCGGUGAUGAUAAAGUUUGUGUACCAUUUUAUCAAUGUAAAGAAAAUGGUACAUAUAAUUUUGAUGGUGAAAAAUUAAUAAGUAUACGUUUUGAUGAAACAAAACCAUGUAAAUUAUAUUUGGAGACAUGUUGUAAAGUUGGUAUAGAAACAAUUGAUGAAACUAUUGAAGUUCCUCAGUUAUUAGUUGCAAUUGAAAAUACAUGUGGCAUAAGAAAUGAACGUGGUGUUUUAGUUAGAUUUGCAGAUGGUGAACAAGAUUCUAGUGCAUAUGGUGAAUUUCCAUGGAUGAUAGCUGUAACAACAAUUGAAAAAACUGAUGAUGAAUCUUUUGAAAUAUUUUUAUGUGGUGGUUCAUUAAUUCAUCCAAAUGUUGUUUUAACUGCAGCACAUUGUGUUGUUAAAUAUAUGCCAAACAAUUUAAUGGUUAAAGCUGGUGAAUAUGAUUUAUUAGAAGAGGAGGAAAUUUAUAAAGUACAAGAUCGUUUAGUUAGUGAAAUAAUUGUACAUGAAAAAUAUUCUAGAUUAACACAGAAACACGAUAUUGCAUUACUAAUAACAAAAGAACCAUUUAAAUUAGCUAGACAUGUAAAUACUGUAUGUUUACCACCAUUAAAUACAAAUUUUCAAGAUAAAUUAUGUUUUGCAAAUGGAUGGGGUACGACACAAUAUGGUUCGUCAAAUUUUCAAAAUAUAUUGAAAAGAGUUGGUUUUAGAGUUAUACCAUCAGAUAUUUGUGAAGCGAAAAUAAAAGAAGAUGAAGAAAUAAGAGAUAAUUUUAAACUUCAUGAAUCAUUUAUUUGUGCAACUGGUAGUGAAGUAGGUAAUGACUUAUGUAAAGGUGAUGGAGGUGGUCCAUUAAGUUGUCCAAUACCAGAAAAAACGGAUAGAUAUUAUUUGGCAGGCAUAUCAUCAUGGGGAAAUGGUUGUGAUGGCAAAUAUCCAAAUGUAUUUACUCAUGUAUCGUUUUUACGUGACUGGAUAGAUAAUAUUAUGAAAAUGAAAAAUUUUGGUACAACUUAUUAUAGCAUUUCAUAAUUAAUUAUAGAUUUUAGAUUUUUAUUUAAUUAAAACGAAAAAAAAAUUUUAUAUUAUAUUUUUUAAUAAACAAUUUUAAUUGCAAAA
This is a messenger RNA of Condylostylus longicornis, 1486 nucleotides long. RefSeq names its product phenoloxidase-activating factor 2-like. Gene Ontology annotation, molecular function: serine-type endopeptidase activity. Lineage: Eukaryota; Metazoa; Arthropoda; Insecta; Diptera; Dolichopodidae. Gene Ontology annotation, biological process: proteolysis. Bases 131 to 1399 code for a protein of 422 amino acids. The transcript has a single exon. The record is from RefSeq and is a predicted model, not a curated record.